GCCUGUUUUCUGGUCGUAUAUAAGAAUGAAUGUUUGAGCCAUCGGAUUUUUAUUUUCAUUCAUUCAUAAUAGCAGAUUUGCAGAGACUGGUUCUCGUUUCUUUCUUUCUUUCCCACUGACCUAUCCUAUCUUAAUCCGUUCGUUCAAAAUGAAAUCCUUCAUUACCAUCCCCCUUCUCGCCGCUUUGGCUUCCGCUGCCACUGUCCCAACCAAGUCUCUUACCCGUCGUGCUGACUCGUGCGAGCAAUACGCCACUGUCACCCAGGGCGACUACAUCAUCUACAACAACCUCUGGGGCAAGGAUAAUGCCGACAGCGGAAAGCAGUGCACUGGACUGGACUCCAUCAACGAUGGCACUGUUGCCUGGCACACUUCGUGGACCUGGACCGGUGGUGCCGGCCAGGUGAAGAGUUUCGCCAAUGCCGCUUACCAGUUCACGGCCAAGACCUUGAGCAGUGUUUCUAACAUGGACUCGGUGUGGAAGUGGAGCUACACCGGUUCCGACCUCGUCGUCGAUGUCGCCUACGACAUGUUCCUCAGCUCGACCGCGGAUGGAGACGCCGAGUACGAGAUCAUGGUCUGGCUCUCUGCCAAGGGAGGUGCUGGUCCUAUCUCCUCGACUGGCUCUGCCGUCGCCACCACCACCAUUGCUGGUGUUACCUUUGACCUGUACUCGGGCCCUAACGGCGCCAUGACCGUGUACAGCUUCAAGGCUCAGUCCGAGACCGAGAGCUUCUCUGGUGACCUGUUGGACUUCUUUAAGUAUCUGGAGAACAACCAGGGCCUCGAGUCCAGCCUCUACCUCACCGACGUUCAGGCCGGAACCGAGCCUUUCUCUGGCACUGACGCCAAGUUCGUCACCUCCGAGUACUCGGUCACUGUGGCUUAGACGUUUCAAGAGCCUGUGAAAUUGCAUCACCUGUGUCAGUUGUUAAUUUCUUGUUGAUAUUCAAUGGAUACUGUGCAUCGUUUGUGCCAUGCAUGAUAUGAGCAUCAGC
This is a messenger RNA of Aspergillus wentii DTO 134E9, 998 nucleotides long. It is a transcript of the gene xgeA, whose product is annotated as putative endoglucanase. The record is from RefSeq and is a predicted model, not a curated record. Lineage: Eukaryota; Fungi; Ascomycota; Eurotiomycetes; Eurotiales; Aspergillaceae. Gene Ontology annotation, molecular function: cellulase activity. Bases 149 to 889 code for a protein of 246 amino acids. The transcript is spliced from 2 exons. Gene Ontology annotation, biological process: polysaccharide catabolic process.